Molecule: messenger RNA, 1113 nt
Organism: Haemonchus placei
Lineage: Eukaryota; Metazoa; Nematoda; Chromadorea; Rhabditida; Trichostrongylidae
Source: the annotation of a GenBank genome assembly
AUGUCCACAAGUGUUCUGCGACAAGUUGAAAAGCUUCAAUGUCCAAGUCGUACCUAUGCGAUUGUCAUCUCCUUCAACGAAAACUUGACUUGGAGUGGACAACUUUUCCCUAAAUUGGGAUGGGUGUUUGUCAAAAAUGAAUCUCUACAGCUUGCUACGAUUGCCAUCCACGACAACCCAAAGCUUUGUGUACCACCUGAUGCUUUGAUUAGGUUACAACAGCUUUCUGCAAUAGCUACCUCACGAGAAAGCACAUUCAUUCAGCACUGCCAUUGUGAUAUGAACACCCUGCAGAAGAUGGCGAAGGAGUCUGUGGUCACUCGUAAAACUCCUCUGAGUGUAGGAAGAUGUGUCGUAUUCAAUGGGGAUUUGACUAUAGACAAGUCUGUCCCCGAAAAUCUGAAGCAUGCCAUGAGCAAUAUCCGAACUAUACAUGGAACGAUAACUGUGCAAGACUCGACAUGGAAGGAAUUUCGAUUGCCGGUCCUCGAAGUAAUUGAGAAUGUAUCCAAGAAGCCAGCUAUAUUUAUCAAGGAUAAUGCUUAUCUCGAGAACGUCAGCAUGCCAUUUUUGAGGUCUUUGCUGAGUGCUGGAGAUCAUGUCCACAUAUACGACAACCCGAGACUUCGUUUAUCCGAUUUUAUGCGAGAGACGUUCCAAACGGCUGUACUGGCUGACCCUACAGAUCACAGCUCUUCCACCAUCCACAUAAAGACUUCACCGUGUCGGAUAAACGCCACUGGAAUCUCCAAAGAGCUUCAACAUUGUGAUUCUAUCGAUGGAGACAUCAAUAUCAGUGGAGAUUCCAAUGUUGUUAGGACCAAUUUAGAAUACCUGUCCUCGGUUCCAGAAGCUCACAAAGUAACACUACUUUCUGGAAUUACUGGUUUCCGAUUUCAAUUCGGAUCAUAUUUUCUAUUCAGGUUCUUUGUUGCUGAUAUUAACAAUGCUAGCUUGUACCAUGAUGUUCGCUAUUAUGGUGUUGAUGUACGUUUUCCAAGAAUUGACUUAAUUAUUCAAGAGGAAGUAGAGGUAUGGGGUGUGGAAAUGUAUGUGAAAUGCUUCAUGGUGAUUCCGGUUAUUCAAAGUCCCAUUCCGUUUUACCUCAUCUAA